This is a messenger RNA of Triticum turgidum subsp. durum (durum wheat), 771 nucleotides long. Lineage: Eukaryota; Viridiplantae; Streptophyta; Magnoliopsida; Poales; Poaceae. The record is from the annotation of a GenBank genome assembly.
AUGACUGCAGAAAUGCGUAUAUCAUUACAUGACUUACGUAAGAUUACAACUCAAUUCUCAGUGGACUCAAGGAUAGGAAAGGGUGGGUAUGGAGACGUUUACAAGGGAGUGUACAAAGGAAGAGAUGUUGCUGUGAAGUUGCUUCAUGUUGAUACGGUGCAAGGAAUAGAUGACCUACAAUAUCUCAGUGAAGUUGAUAUCCUUUCGAGGAUUAAGCACCCAAAUAUCAUACAGUUCCUUGGUUAUAGUUAUGAAACAACUUCUGAAUUCGUUGAGCACAAGGGUAAGAAAGAUUUUAGUAAACACAUAUAUAGAGUCCUCUGCUUUGAGUACUUGCAGGGUGGAAGCCUAGACAAGCGUCUUCCUGAAAAAUCUUUUGCACCUGAUUGGAGCAAACGAUAUGUGAUUAUAAAGGGCAUUUGUGAAGGAUUAGAUUUCCUUCACGGGUGUAAACCACCAAUUUUUCAUCUUGAUCUGAAGCCUGCCAAUAUAUUACUAGACAGUGAAAUGGUGCCUAAAGUGGCAGAUUUUGGAUUGUCAAGGUUCUUCAGCGGAGCACGCACUCAUGUCACAAAACAAAUCAGAGGAACCCAGACGUACAUGCCACCAGAAUUCAUAAAUGAUGGUGAAAUCUCAAAUAAGAAUGACGUCUUUAGUUUCGGUGUUGUGAUGAUAGAGAUAAUGACAGGACCAACAGGUUACUCCAAUAUCAGAGGAAUUACAUCAGGUGAAGACAUGCAUCGGAUUAGCAAUGCAUUGUGUGGAUUCUGA